UGGGGCUCAAUGCAAAGCAGUUGAACUUUGACCGUGAGGCUGUCGAAGAGCGCUAGCAUGUUGCACACUCGAGCUCUACUGAGGCACUGGAGGGCUACUUCUAUCCUCUCUCAAGGACAAAGGAGGUAUGGAUCACAGAGAGCAAAGACCUUAGCCACUCUAGAGGAGAAGAGGAAAGCGGCUACACUCGGGGGUGGCCAGAAGAGAAUUGACAAACAACACCAAACUGGCAAGCUGACUGCACGAGAGCGUGUUGAGCUCCUCCUGGAUCCGGGCACUUUUAGAGAGUACGACAUGUUUGUAGAGCACACCUGUGCCGACUUUGGCAUGGAUACCGCUAGUAACAAGAUCCCUGGAGACGGUGUGAUCACUGGUCACGGGCAAAUCAACGGGAGAAUGACCUUUGUCUUCAGUCAGGACUUCACAGUGUUUGGUGGGAGUCUGUCGAGCAUGCAUGCUCGCAAGAUUUGUAAGAUAAUGGACAAGGCGAUGGACGUGGGUGCUCCAGUGAUAGGACUGAACGACUCUGGUGGUGCUAGGAUACAGGAGGGGGUGGACUCUCUUGCUGGAUACGCUGAUAUCUUCUUGAGAAAUGUCCACUCGUCUGGAGUGAUUCCUCAGCUCUCUCUGAUCAUGGGCCCGUGUGCUGGAGGGGCAGUGUACUCUCCUGCUAUGACAGACUUCACCUUCAUGGUCAAGGAUACCUCCUACAUGUUUGUGACUGGACCCAAAGUUGUGGAGGAAGUGACUCGGGAGGUAGUGACAGAUCAGGAGUUGGGAGGGGCACUCACACACACUAAGAAGUCAGGAGUGGCCCACAAAGCCUUCGAGAAUGAUGUUCAUGCAUUAUACGAGAUGAGGGAGCUAUUUGAUUUCCUGCCCCUAAGCAACAAAGACAAGCUCCCCAUAAGAGUGACAGAGGACCCUAAGGACCGUCUUAUUCCCGGCCUGGACUACAUUGUCCCUCACUCGUCUGACCAGCCCUACGAUAUACUGGAUGUGAUUAGGGGGGUCGUUGAUGAGGGCAACUUCUUUGAGAUUAUGCCAGACUACGCUCGUAACAUUAUUGUGGGGUUUGCGAGGAUGAAUGGCCGCACUGUGGGUGUGGUGGGAAACCAGCCCAAUCAGAAAGCAGGUUGCUUGGAUAUCACAUCGUCAAUAAAAGGAGCAAGAUUUGUGCGUUUCUGUGACUGCUUCAAUAUCCCAAUUCUUACUUUUGAAGACGUACCAGGAUUCCUCCCAGGUACCCAAGAGGAGCACAAUGGCAUCAUCAGGAAUGGAGCCAAGCUACUAUUUGCGUAUGCUGAGGCCACUGUCCCCAAGAUCACCGUGAUCACUAGGAAGGCGUAUGGUGGAGCAUACGAUGUGAUGAGCUCUAAACACUUGAGGGGGGACAUCAACUAUGCCUGGCCAACUGCUGAGAUUGCCGUUAUGGGGGCAAAGGGUGCAGUAGCUAUCCUUCACCGUGGUGCUGACUCAUCAGAACUACCUCGGCUACAGCAAGAGUACGAGGACACUCUCUGCACGCCAUUCCAGGCAGCUGCAAGAGGGUUUGUUGAUGACAUCAUUUUCCCUCGUGAGACCAGAAAGAGGAUCUGUGAGGACCUGGAGCUACUGGCAUCCAAGAAACAAUCUCUACCAUGGAAGAAACAUAGCAACAUUCCAUUAUAGACUGCUGUUUAUUGUUUUGUGUUGUUUACAAAUUGUGAGAUAUAUAGCUUGUGUUCCAUGCUACCAGUCUCUGCUAUAAAUUUAUGUACACUG
Messenger RNA from Halichondria panicea, 1764 nucleotides. Its product is annotated as propionyl-CoA carboxylase beta chain, mitochondrial-like. Gene Ontology annotation, molecular function: acetyl-CoA carboxylase activity; propionyl-CoA carboxylase activity. Gene Ontology annotation, biological process: fatty acid biosynthetic process. The transcript has 13 exons. Bases 58 to 1671 code for a protein of 537 amino acids. Gene Ontology annotation, cellular component: acetyl-CoA carboxylase complex; mitochondrion. NCBI's taxonomy places the organism in Eukaryota, Metazoa, Porifera, Demospongiae, Suberitida, Halichondriidae. The record is from RefSeq and is a predicted model, not a curated record.